AAAUUCCUACGCACGCAUGCGCUGCUUAAAAUGUCACAUUCCUGGCCCGAGUUGUCUGAAAAUUUUGUCUGUAGAAAUUCAGUGUACCAAUUGGUUUUAAAUUCAAGAAGAUCUAAGUUUUGUGGUGUAAAUUCUCUAAACAAAAGAUAUACAAACAUGCCUUGUGAAUCUUGUGGAAAAGCAUGCAAGUGCACUCCGCAGAAAUGCAGCGAGGGCUGCAAGUGCCCCAGUCCCGACAAGUGUGACUGCAAUGCCCCCAAGAAGUCGGCGGCUGCUUCGGGUGGCAAGGAGAGAAGCUCGGCGGGAGCCGAUGGCCAAGGCGGCAAGUGCUGCGGCGGAAAGAAAUAAUUCCGUAUCUCUGCUGGAGGAGGAAAAAUGCAUUUUCUUUUCUUUUAUUUUCGAUGGCCAUAACUGCUAGUGAGCUGUUAUCAUACAUAUAUUUAUUUAUUUAAUUGUUUAAAUCGAAACAAAACCAAGACUUUUCUAUACUGUAAACUGCACAAGAUAAACUAAUCACCUAUAUACCAGCA
Molecule: messenger RNA, 530 nt
Organism: Drosophila kikkawai
Lineage: Eukaryota; Metazoa; Arthropoda; Insecta; Diptera; Drosophilidae
Source: RefSeq, a predicted model, not a curated record